Molecule: messenger RNA, 1667 nt
Organism: Arabidopsis lyrata subsp. lyrata
Lineage: Eukaryota; Viridiplantae; Streptophyta; Magnoliopsida; Brassicales; Brassicaceae
Product: ataxin-10
Exons: 2
Coding region: 53-1504 (483 amino acids)
Cellular component (GO): cytosol
Source: RefSeq, a predicted model, not a curated record
GAAAAGCCCUAAGCAAAGCUUCUUCUUGAGCUUUUUUUGUCUUUGGUCAUCAAUGGAAGCUUCUCUACCCGAAGAAGUGCUUCAGCCGCUGCUACAUGCGUCGGAUUUAUCAUACUCUCUAGAAGGUUGCUUGAAGUUUCUUCUAGAGUCUUCCAAGACCGAUUCAGGCCGUUCCGAUCUCGCUUCCAAGUGUAUCCUUCCGUCGAUCCUCCGUCUUCUUCAGCUUCUUCCUUACCCAUCUUCCCGCCAUUAUCUAAAUCUCUCUCUGAAAGUCCUCCGCAACCUAUGCGCCGGCGAGGUUUCGAAUCAGAACUCUUUCGUCGAUCACGACGGUUCUGUUAUCGUCUCCGAGUUGCUUGAUUCCGCCAUUGCAGAGAAAAUCACGGAUUUUGAAACUGUUAGGUUCGGAUUGCAGGUUCUAGCGAACGUUGUAUUGUUCGGAGAGAAACGUCAGAGAGACGUGUGGCUCCGCUUUUUCCCGGAGAGGUUCUUAUCAAUCGCUAAGAUAAGGAGGCGUGAAACCUGUGAUCCUCUGUGUAUGAUUUUGUAUACGUGCUUUGAUGGAAGCUCAGAGAUUGCUUCAGAGCUUUGCAGCAGCGAAGGGCUCACCAUCAUCGCUGAAACUCUACGGACUUCAUCUUCCGUUGGGUCUGUGGAGGAUUAUUGGCUCAAAUUACUGGUUUCGAGAAUCUGUGUCGAAGACGAUUACUUCCCCAAGCUCUUCUCCAAGUUAUACAAAGUUGAAACGGUACUAAAUACUGAAAAUGAGAAAUUUACAUCAGAGCAAGCCUUUCUUCUGAGGAUUGUGUCUGAUAUUGCAAAUGAGCGGAUAGGAAAAGUGGCAAUCCCCAAGGAUACAGCUUCUUCAAUUCUCGGAUUAUUUAAGCAAUCAGUUGACGUUUUCGAUUUUGUUUCGGGUGAAAGAUCCGAGCUUCCAACGGGUUCAACUAUAGUAGACGUGAUGGGCUACUCUCUGGUGAUUAUAAGGGAUGCUUGCGCUGGAGGAAGCCUUGAAGAACUCAACAAGGACAACAAGGAUUCCGGUGAUACUGUUGAGUUGCUCUUGUCCUCUGGACUAAUAGAGCUCCUCCUUGAUCUGCUUCGCAAACUUGAUCCUCCAACAACUAUAAAGAAGGCUCUAAACCAGAGUCCUACUUCUUCUUCUUCAUUUAAGCCCUGCCCUUACAGAGGAUUCAGGAGAGAUAUUGUGUCGGUGAUUGGGAACUGUGCGUAUAGAAGAAAAGAGGUACAAGAUGAGAUCAGGGAGAGAGAUGGGCUCGUCCUAAUGUUGCAGCAGUGUGUGACCGAUGAUGAGAACCCGUUCUUGAGAGAAUGGGGCUUGUGGUGUGUGAGAAAUUUGCUAGAAGGGAACCCAGAAAACCAGGAGGUGGUGGCUGAGUUGGAGAUUAAAGGCUCUGUGGAUGUGCCUCAACUCCGUGAAAUUGGUCUCAGAGUUGAAAUUGAUCCUAAAACAGCCAGGCCAAAGCUUGUCAACGACACCUGAAGCUUCUUUGCCAUGGCUGAUGCAAUCUAUAUAUGUGUUGUUUCCAUAUACAUGAUUUCUUAUUCUAAUUAGAAUUUGGAUUAAGUAGUUUAUUUUUUCACCAAAGACUAAGUAUUCGCUGAUGUAAUUUUUACUUGUUAUUCAAACUUUGUUUAUUUACAAA